AUGGCUUACCACUUCGUCCUCGUGACCCCUUCGAACGCGUCCACGACCCUUCCCCCAACGUUGGAACUCAUCCAAGCGCUCGCAACGUACGAGAAGGAACCCGAUGCCGUAGAAGCGACUUUACCACUCUUGCGUCGAUCGUUGUUCGGGGAGGAAGGGAAGGGAGAGGAAGGGAAGGGGGGCAAGUACGCGCAGUGCGUGUUGGUUUAUGAGGAGGAGGGAGGGGACUCGAAGCCGUUGGGUAUGGCGGUGUGGUUUUAUACCUUCUCCGUGAGUCGAUUGGGGUUGUAAAUUUGGGUGUGGGUGGUCGUAUGAAAGAGAUGGAGGCUGAUUGUCGGAAUUGCUCUUCACGCGGUGCCUACAACAACGAUGCCGACGAUCGAUCGAUCUUGAUCAUGUGGGGCGGCACUUUUUUUUACAACGACCGCAUUCGCAGACUUGGACGGGUAAAGGUGGUCUAUGUAAGUAAAUCCGAAGGCCUGAAUUCAUUUGUGUGAAGGUUCGCUUACCAAGCUCCUUCAUCGUUCAGAUCUCGAAGACUUGUUCGUGCGCGAAGAAGCUCGUGGCAAGGGUGUUGGAAAAGUCCGUUCGGAUGCGCUGUUCACCCCCGGGCGACGGCGGUUGUUGGGGCAGGCGAAUAUCUGACGUCUCCUCUCUCCAGGCGCUCUUCAAGUAUUUGGGACAGAUCUGUAAAGAUAAGGAUUUGGCUCGGAUGGAUUGGUGAGUUUCGUGCGAGCGCAAGGAGUUCGGCGAGGAAGUUUGGUCGGAUACUGAUCGUGGCGCGGAGAUGGGUUUCUUCACACGAUAGGGUCGUGCUCGGUCAGUAGUGACGAUCCUCUUUCCUGGCGGACACAAGAUCCCCUACCACGACUGAGCCAAAAUCGUUACUCUCUCUCGUCUAGACUGGAACGAGCCCGCGAAGAAAGUGUACCAGGCGAUGGGGGCCCAACACGCAAGUUCCUCUCGUCGACUCGAGCUGUCAUGA
Molecule: messenger RNA, 985 nt
Organism: Microbotryum saponariae
Lineage: Eukaryota; Fungi; Basidiomycota; Microbotryomycetes; Microbotryales; Microbotryaceae
Source: the annotation of a GenBank genome assembly